Saccharomyces paradoxus is the source of this 1341-nucleotide messenger RNA. It is a transcript of the gene AAN1, whose product is annotated as Aan1p. NCBI's taxonomy places the organism in Eukaryota, Fungi, Ascomycota, Saccharomycetes, Saccharomycetales, Saccharomycetaceae. The record is from RefSeq and is a predicted model, not a curated record. The coding region runs from base 1 to 1341 and encodes 446 amino acids. The transcript has a single exon.
AUGGCUAAAGAUUUAUUACCCAAGCAAGCGGCCAACGAGCCAUCAUCAAAGGACUGUACCUGUAAAAGAUGUCUUAAAUUGAGCACUUCAAAAGAGAAGAAGAUUAGAAGAAAGAAGAAGAAUGGGAGACAUUACGGGAAUAGACGAAAGUCGAUGUUUAACUUUUUGAAGCAUACGAACUUGGAGAAUACGAAUUACGACGUGAUCACCUCGGUUGGAUACCUUAAUGAAAAAUAUGGAUUGAAGAAGUCACAUUACAUCGAAAAGUUUAUCAAGUGCAUCCACAGAAAAAUAGAUGUCGAUGUUAGCAAAAUCACGGAUGCUUAUGUAAACUCGUUAAACCCGUGGGUUAAAGUAAAACUCUUUCUUUUGUUGGUCACUUUGUCUGAAAAAGGUGGUCCGGAAUACUGGCUGGAUAAAACAGAAGGUGAUAAGAACUCAGAAUCGUCUUCAUCGGAUGAUGGUUUGGAAAAUUCUGCUAAAGGCGGAGAUAGAGCUGAAUUUAAUACUUUGAAGGAUGAAAUGGUAAAAACCCAUAAAAACCUUUUUCCAACUUUGACAGAACAGAUCAUACAGCAUAACAUCAACCAAGAUUUUACGGAAUCGACUUACGAUGAGGAUUACGUUUUUUCGUCUAUUUGGGCAAACUUCAUGGAAGGAUUGAUCAACCAUUAUUUGGAAAAGGUCAUUGUGCCUUAUUCAGAGAUGAAAGUCUGUCAGCAAUUAUACAAACCUAUGAUGAAAAUUAUUUCCCUCUAUAACGAGUAUAAUGAACUUAUGGUUAAAAGUGAAAAGAACGGGUUUUUGCCUUCUCUACAAGAAUCUGAAAAUGUCAAAAGUGAGAAAAGCGAAAAAGAGAGCAAAGAUGAUGUCGUUAGCCAAGAAAGACUGGAAAGAGCACAAAAGCUGUUAUGGCAAGCUCGAGAAGAUAUUCCAAAGACAAUCAGUAAAGAAUUGACCUUAUUAUCAGAAAUGUAUUCCACAUUAUCUGCUGACGAACAAGAUUACGAAUUAGAUGAGUUUGUCUGUUGCGCAGAGGAGUACAUUGAACUAGAGUACCUACCUGCACUUGUGGAUGUGUUGUUUGCCAAUUGUGGCACGAACAACUUCUGGAAAAUUAUGUUGGUGUUGGAACCCUUUUUCUACUACAUUGAAGAUGUCGGCGGAGAUGAUGACGAGGAUGAUGACAAUGUGGAUAACAGCGAGGACGAUGAAGACAGCCUACUUAACAAGAAUGUAGAAGGAGAUGAUAAUGUGGCGGAACAUCAUUUUAAGCCUGAUCCAAGAGUGAUUACACUGGAAAAAAUAUGUGAAGUCGCUGCGAGACAGAAAUGGAUAUAA